UUUGCACCUCUAUUUGCUACCACAUACAUAAAUUCUGCGGCUGUUCUGCGGCAUAAUCGUGGAUAGCAAAAUUUGGAAAGGAUUUAUUUUCUAAUAAAAACUAGACAUAAGCGCAUGGAAAACGGUGUGGAAAAUGGCUUAACGCCCGAUGGCGAACAAUUAGAGGUGCGUGAAAACCAAAUGGAUGGCAGCACGGACGGAGAGGCUGAUGGCGAGGGCGACUCGACGCCACUGCUGCCGCAAACAACAAAUGACGAUGUAAGUGAUGUGGAUGGGGAACGCGAUAUGUCUAUGUCGGAUGCGGCUGAAGGUGAAGCGGACGCAGAACCCACUCCUGCCGAGGCAGUGGCGCCCUGUCAGAUUUCCAUACUGGAAGAUAGUAUGUGUGAAAAAGAUGCAGACAGCGAUGUGCCUGACGAUGAGAAUGAUGACGAGGCGAAGGAGAACUAUGAGGGAUUCAAUGGCACUGGUCGCACAGUAACUCUGCAAACUCUAAUGGCUGCAAACGUUCUACAGCCAGGCAAAUCGCUAAUGACAAUUGAUUACCUGGGACAAAAGUUUGUCGGUGAUCUUUUGCCAGAUGGUAAAAUUAAAUCUCAAGAGACUGAAACAAUAUUUGUAACACCCAGUGCUUGGGCAAUGCAUUGUAAACGAAUCAUAAAUCCUGAAAAAAAGAGUGGCUGCGGUUGGGCCUCUGUAAAAUACAAAGGCAAAAAGCUAGAUGCCUAUAAAAAUACAUAUUUGCGAAAGUGUGCUUUGCAAAAGGAGUCAACGCCAGAGGAUGGUGAACUAGACGCCGAACGCAAAACUGAAUCACCAGAUUUAAUUGUGAAACGUACAGUAUUUCAGCACAAUACUGUGACCAAUCGCAAUAUUAUUCACGAUGCCAAUAUGUUAAUUGAGGCCGUGCCGUUCACUUCAUUGGGCAAAUUACAACCUUUUCUAUUGACAAUCACAUCCUCCGCUCUUUUGCUAGCUGAUUUCCAUUGCCAUUUGACCGUACGCGAAGUGUGCGGAUAUUUGGGAGGUACUUGGGAUAUGAACACGCACACAUUGACAAUAACGAAAACGUAUCCAUGCCGCAACACCCGCUUCGAUCGCCAACGGGCCGGCGAAGUAGAGCGGGAUAUACAGAAAAUGAUGUUACAAGAUCAAGUUUUGCUUGUUGGCUGGUAUCACUCGCAUCCCAAGUUUCAAGCUGAGCCGACAUUACGCGAUUGCGAUUCACAACUAGACUAUCAGAUACGCAUGCGAGGUGCUAGCGAUCUAACAUAUACACCAUGCGUUUCACUUGUUAUUUCCCCUUAUUACGAAGAAAACCCAACUCUGGAGUCGGUAGUGAAGUGUAUAUGGAUAGUGCCGCCAAAUGAAAAUAAACAGGCCAUGGAAUAUGGACGACCAAUGUUAAUGCAAUAUUCGGUGCUGCCCGAUAAAGAGAUACCAGAAGAGGUGCGGACUGAAAUUCAAUCGUGCGUCGAUUAUUAUACUCAGUAUCGUGGCGAGAUUGUCAAGUUUCGUAACAUUUACAACAACGAUGUUACCUACAUCGAGAAAUUGAAAAACACUCUGUAUCCAAAGUUUCCAUCGAAGCAGAGUGAUAAAGCAUUGUGGAAUUGGUUAUGUGCCGUCCUAGACUGUGAACAGGAAGACGAUUUCAUACCACCGAAGACUAUUAAGAUAAUUGAUAAUGAUGACGAUGAUUUGAUAGUUAAGAUGGAAAAGGCGACGCAGCAACAGUCACAGUCGCAAUCUGAGCCGAUGAAUGAUAUUAAACUGGAAGAGCAGAAGCUCAAAGAGGAACCAUUGGGAGAGAUUAUUCAAUUGAAUUCCGUCGAAGAAGUGUCUCGAAAGAUAGAGGAUGAAACGACACUGCAAGCUGAGCAAAAAGCUAGCGAGCUUAAAGUAAUGUCGCUGCAGGAACAACUUUGUAUGCCAUCGGGACUUAAUAUGAAUCCAGUUCGUAUGCUAUCACCAUUGGCAACGCCAAAUCCAACGAACCAUACUCCAGCCACAACACCAAGUGCCGUGGUGCCACCGAUACCGCUGACUGCUUCUGCCAACCAGUUGCCGCCUCCACAGGUCCCAAUGGUGCCACAGAUACCGCCAGUGAAUAGCAUUGCAACAAGUUCUGUCCAAGCACAAUCUGUAUCACCACGAGACAGUCCCACAAAUCUUCAAUUACAAUCGAAUGCUGCCAGUCCUGCAAAGUUUGAGCUUCCAGUGCGGGCCUCGCCAUCGCCAGCUAAAUCGGAUGCCUCGUCACACACAUCCCGCACACGAAAUUCGCCAGCACCAAGUCCUGGCAAGUUUAGUGUUAGCGACAUUGCCCGAAAUAGUCCAAGUUUGACACCGAAUAAAUAUGAUGCACUGACCUCGGUGCCAUUAGUGCCGCCAUCUGCAGCGUGCUUGCCAACAGCCAAUGACUUGAUGGCAGCUAGUUUGGCACAGCUAGCUGGCCAAUUACCGCCCAAUUUUCUGCAGGCAGAUCUGGCCGCUCUCUUUCAGCAGCAACAACGCAAGGAUUAUGGCAGUUCAUCGCUUAAUCAAUUGGCUGCAGCAGCGGCUAAAGUGGGUGGCUCAAAACAGUCCAACAGUGCGACAGCGCUAGGUAAUCUUAGCGAUCCCACUGUGGCAGCGGCUGUGGCAGCCUAUUCCAAUAGUUUCAACAUGCCGCUUCCCACGGCCAGCAACACGGGAAGCAUAAGCGGCAGCAGCAAUACUAACAACAGUGGCAGUAACAGUGGCAGCAAGUCAAAAAUGGAACGAUCUUCCAAGUCCUCGGCGUCAUCGUCAUCAUCGAAUUCUAGCUCAUCAUCGAACUCGUAUAAAACAAAGCUCAUGAAAGAACUGGACGAGCUCAAGAAUGAUCCGCUUAAGAUGAGCGAACUAAUACGUUCGCCUGAGUAUGCGGCUCUGCUCUUACAGCAAGCAGAGGCCUUGGGUGCUACCACACUUGGAACGUUGGGCUUUGGCUCUGAUUUAAGUUAUUUGACAGGCAGCAAUCAACAAGCGACAAAUCCAACAAGCAGCAAGUCGUCAAAAUCAACAUCGGCUGCAUCUUCAUCAUCGUCGGCGGCAGCUGCUGCUGCUGCACUUAAUGCUGACUACAACAAUUUAAUUCAAGCGUCUAAGCUGCUGGGCUAUGAUUCCUACAUGCAGCAGCAGAGCAAGCAGAGCAAUGACCUCAAUGCGUUCCUACAGCAGCAUAUGGCUGCAGUUGCUGCAGCAUCAAUACCGCCGCCACCUGUUACUACCAGCAAGAAACAACAGCAUCAGCAGCAGCAACAGCAGCAACAACAAUCAGCCCAAGCCGACUACACAGCAUUAUUACAGACCUACACGAAAUUGUUUGAUCCGAACAAUCAAUUUGCCGCUGCAAUGGCUGGAACCGGAAGCAAACAUAUGAGUGGAGCUCACAAUGAGCUGUCUGCAUUGCUGGCUGCUGGCGCAAGUGGCAUGGCUGCUGCCGCCGGUGGCGCUGCCAGCGCAGUUAGUCUCAAGCAAAAGCAGAAGGACAUGCAAUCGGAUAUGCUUAAUCAACUGCUGCAACUGGAGAAGCAUGAUUCAGAAAUUAAAGCGUUGCUAUAUCGCCAGAACAAGGCAGCCGCCGAUUUGGAUGCGCUUUUUGCAGCGCCAUCAGGAGCGACUGCAGCAGUUGCUGUAACAGGUAACUCUUCAAAAUCCGGCAGCAGUUCAGCGGCAACGGGCGUACCAUCACCAUCUACUCUAUCAAACUCUGCGGCUUACUACAAUGCACUGGCCCAGGAGAAAAUGCAGGAUUAUGCGGCAUUCUUUCAGCAGCAGCAUGGAAAAUAUGGAAUACCAGAUCCGCUGUCUAAGUCAACGUUAGCAGCAAAUAAUAUGUUUAUGUCUCCUUCGGCCCUGUUCAAGAUUCAGCAGGAAUCUCUGUCGGCCAUGAUGAUGAAGCCGCCCAAAUCGACAACACCUUCGUCGGCUCGAACUAGAGAGUCAUCUGCGUCGCCGGCAUUGGAGCGACUUACACCUACCAAGUCCAUAAGCAGCGGGGGCGGAGGCGGUAGCAUAAUUGGAAAUGCCAAUUCAGGUAGCAAAUAUAAUUUUAGUGCUGUCGAUUUGGCAAUAUCCAGUGUGCCCUCAAACACGCCGUCACCAGCGCCGUCGGACGGUAGCAGCGGUUCAUCGCAUCGACGUCCAUCUCCGGAUCUAAGCCGUCUGUACGGGGAAUUGGCACCGCCAGGUGCCCUACUUGGCAAUGCAUUGCCUAAGAAACGAAUGGAGUUUGCAUCGGUAGCUGAUUUAGCUGCUCCCCCGCCAGCGAAAAUACCGAAAAAUAAUGUUGGGGAUGAUGUCUUGAACUUAUCACAUGAUUAGGAUAGGCGACAAGGCGCUUCUACUGACGAGUGUAGUACGUCCCAGUGAACGCAGUAUUUUCUCAGCAGUAUCUAUCUCCCAUUCUCAAUAUAAUGUUAAGUGAAUAUCUUCCCAAACUCAUACCCAUGACUUAAAUCGCCUUUCUAAGAUGCCUGUGCAUUCGAAUUGAAAUUGUAAAAUGCAGAUUGGUAUGGAAAGCAAGAGAAAUUAAGAAAGUUCCGCAUGUCUACAUAGAUAUUAAUUGCAAUUAAUUUAAAGGAAUAUUCAUUGAAAAUCAGUUGAAAUUAGCACUCAUACUGCAUGGCGUAUCAUUUGUAAUAAAUUUGAUAUAUUUGCAAUAUGUCCAGAAUGUAGAUAAGUACAGAAACAAAAACAAACACAUAUACAUAUAAAAGUAAAGAUAAUGAUAUUAAGAUAUACAGAUACAUAUGUAUUGCAUUCCCAAAGUUGGGUAUAUUUAGUGCUUGAUGUCCUUAAACAUUUAAUUUAUACAAUAAACUAUUCUAGGUUUAAAUAAUGCACAAAGGUACUUUAAGUAUUUUAAUAUAGUACACUCAGAUACAUAAAUGCAUACAAACAUGAACCUACACAAACUUACUGCAUACAUAUAUAAAAUGUAUUACCUAUAACAUAAUUUCAAAUUGACUUUGCCGCAAUAAAAUAUUUAAACUAGUUUCUUAGUUUACAAUAUUAAAUAGAAAAUAAAUUAAUUUCUGGAUGUUCACAA
Molecule: messenger RNA, 5077 nt
Organism: Drosophila nasuta
Lineage: Eukaryota; Metazoa; Arthropoda; Insecta; Diptera; Drosophilidae
Product: MPN domain-containing protein CG4751
Exons: 6
Coding region: 115-4350 (1411 amino acids)
Molecular function (GO): protein binding; metallopeptidase activity
Source: RefSeq, a predicted model, not a curated record